AUGAAAACCAUCUUCGCCAUGACAAUCUUCGCUUCCGCCUCGGCCGAGUACUUUGGCAAAAUCCGAAUGCCUCGGUUCGAGAAGCUGGUUGGUUCCGAGGUCGAUUUAACCGGCCCCAUUGCGGUUGCAUCGAAGGACGACUGCGUAAGUCUCUGCCGAGCUGCUUCCAUUUUCAUCAGCCCGACAAGGCAGUACGAUUCUCUCUGCGACUCGCCAAGUGCUUACCGCCACGGACAAUGCUUUCUUUCUGGAAUUCCAACCUUGCAAAAAUUCAAUCUUGACAAAACUGGCUCUCGCGCUUUGUCUUGCACCUUUCUCUGCUCUUACAUGUCUGACUGCAUGUUGGUACAGACGGAGACGCGAUAUACAAGCAGACGAACCUACAAGACCUGCUCGUUUUUCAAUGGAUACGUCCAAAUCGAGCCAACACGUCUCUCCGUCGAAGUUGAGAUGAAAGAAGAAAUCUUCGAUGAAUAUUCUCGCAUGUAA
Oikopleura dioica is the source of this 489-nucleotide messenger RNA. The record is from the annotation of a GenBank genome assembly. Lineage: Eukaryota; Metazoa; Chordata; Appendicularia; Copelata; Oikopleuridae.